AUGGUGCCUGCAACCGCCGUGCAGCAGCAGCAACAACUUAUGGUGGAGGUCGUUGGUGAACAGUACGCAGCAGCGUGCUCUCCAAUCUCGAAGAUGCUGAUGCCGCGUGCUGGCCGGAGGGUGCUGCUGCUUGCUGUCCGGAGGCUGCUGGUGCGUGAUGAACGGAGACUGCUGCUGCGUGCUCCGAGGCUCAAAGCUGCGGCGGCGCGAGUAAAGCACAAGGUGAUGACUCCAUAUCAUCCUCGAGCUAAUGGGCAGGCAGAGUUGGCUAAUCGAGAAAUCAAACAAAUUUUGGAGAAGAGUGUAGCCAACAAGAAGGAUUGGGCAAAACACUUGGAUGAUGCUCUUGGGCAUAUCGCACUGCCUACAAGACUCCUAUUGGCAUAUUGGGCAAUGAGGAGAAUCAAUUUGGAGUUCAAUGAGGUCGGAUUUACAAGGCGGGAUCUGUUGACGGAGUUAGAUGAGUGGCAGAAUAAGGCCUAUGAGAGUUCUCGAAUUUACAAGGAGAGGGGCAAGAAAUUCCAUGAUUUGAGCAUUCGUACAAAGGAGUUCAAGCCGGGACAAGAGCUAUUCUUAUAUGAUUCUAAGCUUCGUUUAUUUCCUGGCAAGCUGCAGUUUAGAUGGAGAGGUCCAUAUGUGGUACACAAGAGUAAUUGGAAUGAGACUUAUGAGUUACUUGCUUCAAACGGUUCCACAUUUACUGUCAAUGGUCAUCGUCCCAAGCCAUACUUCAAGGCAGAGUUAGACCGCAGUGGUGAAGUGGUCAAGUUCAUCGAUCCAUGA
Salvia miltiorrhiza (redroot sage) is the source of this 783-nucleotide messenger RNA. RefSeq lists its product as uncharacterized. NCBI's taxonomy places the organism in Eukaryota, Viridiplantae, Streptophyta, Magnoliopsida, Lamiales, Lamiaceae. The coding region runs from base 1 to 783 and encodes 260 amino acids. The transcript has 3 exons. The record is from RefSeq and is a predicted model, not a curated record. Gene Ontology annotation, molecular function: nucleic acid binding.